Messenger RNA from Pomacea canaliculata, 3396 nucleotides. RefSeq lists its product as uncharacterized. The transcript is spliced from 5 exons. The record is from RefSeq and is a predicted model, not a curated record. Lineage: Eukaryota; Metazoa; Mollusca; Gastropoda; Architaenioglossa; Ampullariidae. Bases 1265 to 1822 code for a protein of 185 amino acids.
AGCUCAACCACCAAAAAGUGUUUCACGUGCAUGUUUGUGUGCUUGGUAAACAUGAGUUUGGUGAUCAUAGAUGUGUGUGGUAAUUGGUACAAUGUUUGAUGACGUGUGUAAGUAUAGAUGUAGUGUAGUUACUGUAGAUAACGGGGUGGAUCCUAACAGCCUUGUGUCACUAUUCUUUUAAGCGAGAGGAUGUCAAAACAAAACAAUACAUCUUUAUUGUCUUUGUCUUUUGACAUCAGAUAUAGAAAAAUGUCUUUGUUUAUAGCUUGGAAGCAAGAAAGUAAAUAACACACAGGGUUAGGGUUGGUCACAUCCCUCACACAAAUAAAACUAGUCCGCUUACUUUACCCCCAUGCUACCAUCAAUUAUCAGAGGCACACACACACACACACGGUACAUUGGUUAGACCUGUUCAAAAGCCAUAUUGCAUUUAAUAUAAAGGAUUUAGCAGAAUCUCUUUUCUUGGCAACCAGUUGUUUCCAUCUACAGCCAGUGUCUCAUUUGAAAAUGUCGAUGUAGUGGGUGAGAGUGGUCUGGAAUAAUUCUCACAGCUUUUAACCUGAAAACCGUGGUGUAUAGAUCACCUAGUGGUCUUAAUGACAACCCCAUGAUCUUGCUGGAAAAUCUGACCACCCUCGUGAAACAAAUCUUAUCUUUGAUGGAUAGAAUGCCGAGACACACGAACAGAUUCAACACAGGAAUGCUUUCGAGAAAGCUCAGAUACUCUGAUUUAGGAACAAACCCCAAGCUGAUCCUCUUGGGCUUGUCUCGAGUUAAUCCCCUUAGCCAGUGCAGUAGUGAGGUGUUGACUUUAGGGCUGAAUAAUUAUUUUUAUUUUGUAUUUAAUUGAAAGUAGCACAUAGUGUCGAUCUCUGUUAACACGUAUGUUUGUUAUUAUGUAAACACUGUUUCUAAAAUUGUCAUCAGUUAUCAUCUGUAUCACAAUGAUUGAGUUUUGUUGAAAAUUGUCUUUUUAAUACAGAGCGGGAAACUUCUGUCUUCAAAGGCAAUAGUAAGUGCUAAAAUUUAUGUUAAUUAGUUAAGGCUAAGAGCAGGUAUUGUAAUAUACUAAUUCUUUGAUUAUAUAUAAAGUACUGUUUGUGAAGCUGUCAUUUAGAUAAUGUUUCUGUAGCACAAUGUUUGAUAUCACUUCUUAACUUUAAACAGGUGAUUUUAAUACAGAGGAGACAACUAAUGUCUUCCAAAAUGAUGUCAUUAUUAUGACAUCAGACCAGGUGGCGAUUUGUGUUUCUUCAGAACAUCGAUGAUCUCUUCCAAAGAAAUGGUCACGUGUCUAGUGUUUGACGUGUGUCUGCUGACGAUCGCCAUACUGAGUUGUGGUGGUCUCGCUUUUGAUGAGACAUGUGCCAACCUGGAGUUUGAAGGUCUCACAAAUGGAGACAUUGACAGACUCGAACAGUACUCUUACAUCAACGUGACCUUUCACCUCAACACGUCAAAGUGCCCGGACUCUGGAGACUUGUUCCGACUCAAGGUGUCUGUGCUAGAUGGCGAGGGUUCUGUCGACGUCUGCAUGUUAUUUAUGAAAACCCAGAAUUGCAGUCACUCAGAUGAAUCCAGCUGUCAGUGCUUAUCAGCGCCUAGAGGCUGGGCCCGGAUGUCCAGGCAUCUAAACGUGACCGGCCAAGUGUCGAUCGUCUGGAAUAAUCAGGGGUCAUCUAGUAGCAAGGUUAUCGCCAGCAUCACGUUCAACGUCUUCGAGGUGGAUACUUCUGCCUCUCAAGGCAAUGGUGAUACUACUACAGAGACAGAGGAGGUAACUACUGUCUUCCAAGGCGAUGGUAAGAGCGAAAACGCUUAACGAAAUAAUUGAAUCGUAAAGCACGUAUAGUAAUAUAUUAAUUGCUUGAUUAUCUCAAGUAAAAUUGAUGUGCAAAUGUGUUUGUGUUGAUGUUUGAAUUCACAACGAGUCAAGACUGUGUCAUGAACAGAAAACAGAAGACAUAGUAAUUUGAUCUUUGUACAGGAAAGGGUUUCAUUCGGAGAAUAAAAUUAUAUUGUUUGUGUUUAAAAGAACAGGGAACCAGUCAACGUUCUACUCCAUACAAAUUCUCGGUUUGAAUUUUUUGUUUAAUCCGCGUUCUACUCAAUACAAAUUAUCGGCUUAAAUUAUUUGUUCUACGCGCGCGAGAGACACUUUCAAGUUCAGAACUUUCCACUUUGUGAACCGGUCGGCUCGUCGAUACCCACAUUGUACUUGUUGUUUACGGUUAAACUCUAAGAUCUGUUAACAUGAUGUUUUGCUUUGAAGCUCUGCGUACCCGUCCAGUUUUUUUUUUCGUGUACACCUUCUGUAGGAUUAGCCCUAACCUUUGUGACCGCGGUCUUUAACGAGUGUCUUGCUAUUCGUGGAACGUGUGAAAUAUCUUUUAGAGAGUUGUUGCUUAGGUGAUGCUGUCUCUUAACACUAAGUUCUUAACACGGGAGUUCAUUACUGAAUGAACGCAUCGUAACUAAGUCACCGACAGACAUCGCAAGAUCAAGAAGGACAGAGGACGACUACCUGGUAUGAAGAACCUGGUCAGCAUUGGAAACCUCACCUUUUGCAGCUUUCUGAUCUUCACGAGGACAGCAGUACAAGACAAGAAAGUGAAUUGAACUGAAAUGAACAGAACUGAACAUGUUGUGCCACUCAUCGAUUUUCUUGCUUUAGCUGCUCCUGGGCAGGCCGAUGAACUUUGAUGAACAUAUUUGCUUUUCUCUUUCUGUCUAUCCCUGUUUUUGUCGAAAUCAGCUUGCAGACGACAAUAAGCGAAGCUCCUGCUGUUGACGAUGUGUAACCACGGCAACGACAAUCUCAUGGCCAGCAUGUAAGUAAUGAUUCUUGUCAAACUUAGUCUCUUUUUUAUGGGGAUGUGUUUGCGUGCAGACGUGUAUAUGUUCCUGUGUCUGUGGAGUGUGAGCCGCGUGCAUGCAUGCAUGUGUUUUUUAUAUGUUACAAUUAAAAAAAUAGUAUUCUACAAAAAGAAAAUUUUAAGAACGACGAUAAGAAAAGAUAUACUUUGACAGAGGGACAAACGGAGGAAGGUGGGAGGAAGGCAGCGAACGAGCGUUGUUUGCACCGCCUCAAAUAUCUUAAUAUUAUUUUACGUCUGGUUUAUUUAAAAUGCAUUAAAUUAAUUAAAUUAUUUAAAUAGAAAUAAUGAGUAAUACAGCUCGCAGGUUAAAGGUCAGAAAAAUUGAGGACUUCAGGGUCAAUAUAAUCCUUUAUCGUCACUUCGUGUUGUCUUUCAAUCUUUUGUCUACUUCCGUCUUCUCGCUUCUUUAAUCCCCUGUGUGUUUCUAGCGUGUGUCCGAGUAUGUAUGUGUAUGUGUAUGUGUAUGUGUAUGUGUAUGUGUAUGUGUAUGUGUAUGUGUAUGUGUAUGUGUAUGUGU